Molecule: messenger RNA, 2131 nt
Organism: Condylostylus longicornis
Lineage: Eukaryota; Metazoa; Arthropoda; Insecta; Diptera; Dolichopodidae
Exons: 2
Coding region: 117-1697 (526 amino acids)
Biological process (GO): regulation of transcription by RNA polymerase II
Cellular component (GO): nucleus
Molecular function (GO): protein binding; DNA binding
Source: RefSeq, a predicted model, not a curated record
UUUCCAAAUCAUUCUGUUUUAGUAUUUGGUAAAUAGUGAAACAAAAUAAUAAAUAACUGAAACAAUAAAAUAUAUAACACUUUUUUUGUAUAUAAACAAAUAUAAAAAUAUUUAGAAUGGAAAAUAAUUUAAAAUGGAUGGGGCAUACUGCAACAAUAUUUGAGAUGCAAAGAAAGAUCUUAAAAGAAGGAGCAUAUUAUGAUGUCAAACUCGUUUUUCAUAAUGGCGAAUACUUAUUUGCUCACAAAGUUAUUUUAUCUUCUUAUAGUGAUUUCUUUAAGGAAUGUUUGAAAAAUAUACCUGAAACACUAGAUCAGGAGACCGUUAUUAUUAUACCGGAUAUUAAAAGAUCCAUUAUGCAAAAAAUUUUAGAUUUUGUUUAUAUUGGCGAAGUUACGCUAAAUUCAUCUGAUUUAACAGAAUUUUUAGAAAGUAAUACGUUCUUGGGUAUUAAAAAUUCUAUAAGUUUUGAAUGUGCUUUCCAAAACAAUCCUACUACGCAUGCAAGUGAAACUCGUAUUGAAGAAGUAAUAGAAAUUUCCCAGUCAAUUGAAAAUCAAAAUAUGGAAACCGAACAAAUAAACAGUGAAUCGGAAGAGCAACAAAAAGAACACCAAAAUAGCUCAAAAGAAAUGCACGAACAAUGUAAAAAUAAUUCAUCAGUACAUAUGAAAGUUAACAUUGAAAGUGAAAUUGAUCCCAGCCCCCAAAAUCAGUUUUCGACGAUUGAAGAAUUUGAACAAGUUGCUGAAAGUACUGAAGCCGAAGGCGAAUAUAUAAUAUCCGAUAAUGUUGAAAAUUACACUAAAUCGUAUACUUUGAAAGAGGAAAAAUUGUCUUCUGGCCUUAUAAAAAUUGAAGUGUCAUCAAUUCCAGUUGUUACGGCAGUCAACGAAAAUCCUUCUGAUGAAACAACAAUUUAUAAAAUAACAGAAGAUGAGAAUGUUGAAGCUGAAGGAACCUCUUCUGUUUCUCAAGCUGAAUAUAAGAUAUAUAAUAUUGAAACAGAAACUAAUAGUCCAAACACAUCUAAAACACAAUACAUUGGGCACAAAGUUUAUACAGAACGCGAACAUAAUAUUACCAUGGCAAUUAAAGAUGUAUUAGAAGAAAGUUUAAGCUUAUCAAAGGCAGCCAGUAAAUAUAAUAUUUCAAAAACGGUAUUGUGGCGAAGAAUUAAAAAUGAUCCCAUGUACAAGCAUAGCCGACAUAACCCAAUGUUAUCACUGGCGCGCGAAAGAUUGGAAAAGGGGGAAACUUUGAAAAGUAUUAGUCAAUCGUUGAAAAUACCAAUGUCAACCUUACAUAGACAUAAGGUACGUUUGUUAGAACAAGGAUUUUUGCCAGAUACCGUAACUCAAGUUAAAAGACGAUUAGAAGAAGAUAAAAUAAAUUUAAAGUACAAAUUAGAGCAAGCAAUAAAAGCAUGCCAAAUGGGAAUGUCACAAAAUAAGGCUGCACAAGAUUUUGGAAUAUCUAAAUCAACUUUGUGGAGACAUUUUAAACGUAUAGAAGCAUCACAAUUAUUAAGUGAUCAACCUAAUGAUAUAAAAAAGUAUGAUGCAUUAGAAUAUAGUACAAUUGAAUAUACAAUAACAGAUCAAGACGUUGACCAAGAAAUUGUUGAAGAAGAGCAAGAAUAUUCCAUAUCAGAAUUUGAAGAUGACGAAAAUAAAUUUCGAUCAAUAAUGUCGUAAAGAAAUUUUAGUUCGGCUAUAAAAACUUUUUUCUCAUUUCUUUUUAUUUUUCACGCAAGUAUACAAAUGUACGUACAUAUGUGAUCAGGCUAAUUAAGCUGAUAUCGGACUAAUUUAACAAUAUUGUAAAUUUAAGUUAAACUUCAUUUUAAGAAAAUUAUUUUCAAUUUAAUCCACACAUUUUUAAAUUUUUUACUGCUACAAUAAUUUAUCAAAUUUCUUAAAACUUAAAAAAUUUUAAGAAAAUCAAUAGGUAGAGUUAUGUAGCAAUUAAAUACAUAUUGCUAUUGUACUUAAUCUGCAACCAUUUCAUACUGAUGUUUCAAUUUGUACAUACAUAUAUCUAACUUUUGUAAACCUACUAAAAAUAUAGUGAAAAAUAAUUAAGAAAUUUUUUUCGAGCUUCAUCAUAUUUAAUAAUUUGAAGGUUCAAC